AUGGGAUUUUUGAGUGGUGUGCUUGGUGCGGUGAAAGAUGAUGAAGCGGUUAAAACGUACGAUAAUUACAUGCCUAUAGAUAAUAGACUUGAAAAAGUACUAGAAGAGGUAAAUAAAAAAAUUGGCUCCGGGCGUGAUGGGCUUGCGGUGUCUGUCGGCGCGGUGAAGGAGUGGUUGGAGGGGUAUGGGAAUAAAAUUCGUGAUAUGACUUUCAACGUCAAAAAUGCUUUAGCUAUACUCCAAGAUGAUUUAUCAGGUAAGUAUCUUAGUAGUAUUAACAGUGCGCAGAAUCUGGAAGAUCAGCUGAAGCACUGGAACGGAGUGCUCAAGGACAUCGACUUUCACCUAAAUGAAGCUGAGACUAGCGGUGUUAAUGUAUUAGAUGAUAAACUAAAAAAUACGUUGUUGCAUGAGGUGAAAGUAGUUAGAAAAUCUGUGCAGGUGAUGAGGGAGAGCGCUGACAACGAGGCUUUCAAGGCUCAAGCGGACAGAGUCGAUAAGCAGUUGCUUGAGCGGGAGGAUGAGCUUAGGAGGGCAAUUAAUACGCAAUAUGAAACCGUGCGAAAAACGGUGGUAGAUACGUUAGGCAAGAUCAAUGAUGAAGUCUCCUAUUUCGGUGGCGUGAAGAAAUCGGAAUUUCAAAAAAUAAGUCAAGCCGUGAUAGAAGCCAAAAAGGAUAUUAAUAAAUUGGUGGAGGACCGGCAGGAAGGGUUUGAUAAAAUGUAUAAAACCCCGAUUCUUGCGAAAUUCGAUACCAUAAGAGGGAAAUUGCAAGAACUCGAUAAUGUUAAACAUAAGGGGAAGGGAGGAAAUUCUAAGCUUCACGAUGACGUGGAAGACAUCACCAAGCAGAUUGCGGAACAGGUGGUGUUGGCACAGAAGGAGGUGACUGCUUUGGAGUCGGCCGUUAAAGCGACGGCUUCAGCGGCGUAUCAGAAGAUUAGCCAAUUGGUUGACGAUGCAACAGGGGCGCUUAGCGGGUUGGAAACUAAAGUUAAAAGUGGUCUGGGCAAGUUGAAAAGUGAGGUAGAUAAGCCGAUUGAGGAUGUCAUCAAUAAGCUCAAGGAGGGAAUUGCAAAUGCUGCUGAGGCAGAGGGUGCAUACAAGGUCGUUCAAGAGUUUUAUCUGGGUAUACAAGAUAAGGUCGAUUAUCCAAAUUUACAUAAAUGGUCUGAGGCAGCAAAAAGUGGUGGUAGUCUUAAAGAUGCUAUCGCCGCAUUAGGAUCGAAUGAUACUUAUAUCAAUAAUUUCAAAGCAGUAUUAACCAAACUUAAAGACCCACAAAAUGUUGGAGGUAUAUUUUACGAUGCGCUCAUGAUGGACCUUCAGAAAAAAGCUAAGGAUGCGAUAGAAGCGGUGAGAUCUGACAGAAGUGGCAAAUUUGCAAAUGUUUUCCAGCAAUUCAGCCAGGAAAUCAAGAAAAGCGAUGAUAGAGGUAGCACAGUAUAUGAGAAGAUCGAUGGGAUAAAGGCGGAUAGUGAGAUUUCUUCACUUCAAAACCUUUCUGUAGAUAGUAGCAAACUUACAAAUGUCAUCAAUCUGUUUGAAAAGGAUGCUGAAAUCGGUGAUGAGACGUCGAAAGUCAAAAAAGCUAUCGACAAAGUCCUCCAGAAGAUUACAAUGCUGCAAGCUGUGCCUGGCGAAGUGACCAAACUCCAAAGCGAAACUAAGAGUCUGUUAGAGCAGUUGAAGGCUCAGCUCGACCAGCUUCAGAAAGAAAUCGACGCCAUUGAGAGUAGUGUCAAAUCAGCUGAAAAAGCGUUAAAUGGGUGUAUCCAUGACCUAAAUCGUGCCGUAUCCGCAGCUUAUCACAGCUCGAUACAAGCCGUCGAAAACCUUAAAAAUGAGCUUUGUGAUAUAACUCGCAAAGCCUUCCAAAACGUGACCAAUGAAGUACGACUACUCUUCGCAAACGGCCACCAAGCAGAUCUGACGGCGUUGGGUAACUUGGUGAAUGAGCAGAAUCAGACGAUUGAAGAGUUAAUAAGAGUAGAUAAGAGUAACGGCGUUAAGGGUCUAUUGAAGUGGCUUUUUAAGCACAAAGGAAGUGAACUUGAGAAAUUUAGAAUCGACGUCACGUCGCCGAUGAAGCCGGAAGAGAGAGCUAAAAAGUUGAGAAAGCUGUCCAAAGAUUUCAAAGAACAUGUUGAUGUCAUUUGUAAGUACGUUGAAAAUCAAGCAAAAACUCCUAAAGGCGAAAAAACUCCAGAAAAAGUACACAAUAAUAGGUCUGAGAAAGUUCACGAGAUACAACAGAAAUUGAGUUCGCUGCUACAAUACAUUUCAGAUGAAAAUGCCUUGCCUGAUGUCAAAGAUCGUGAUUUAAGAAGAAUCUUCACCUUCGACGCCGAAUUCCGCUCCCACCUCCACGAGCUGACCUCCGCCCUGUCCACGUUCGACCCCGCUGACUUCGCGAACCCGCACCACCCGCAACUCCUGGAUGCGCUGAAGGCAGGGAUGCAAGGGCUGGUAGCGGAGAUGGAAAAGGCGUAUGUGAGUAGGUAUGAUGGGCAUCCUAAGAUGGAGUGGAAAGUUAUCAAGGAGAAAAAAGUUACCGACGAAUUAACCGUCGACGCUACGCGCUGCGCCAAGGUGUUUAUGAGCUGCCUGCCGAUGUGGGUGGAGGACCUCGGGGAGUUGAAGAGGAGGUGUGAACAUAGUUGGCAAGGGAAAGCCAUUCAUCUAAAGGAUGAAAUUGACAAAGAAAACCCCCUUGGUGAGUUCCUCAAGCAUUGCGGUUACAUUGUUCCUACCAGUCAGAAGUCGCAUCAGGACGGGGAGCUGCAGUGCAAGUAUAAGUUCACCGGUGCAAAUAUUCUUGAAAAGCUCGUGGAGAAUAAAUUAGAACGCGGUACGGUUUUUGAUCACAUCAAAGCGUGCGAAUCGAAUCAAGAUAUUAAGACAGGUAAGCCGAAGGAAAAAACACAUUUCGAUAUUAGCAAUAUUCUUGAUUGCCUGUACCAUCACUUGGACCAAUAUAACGAAGUAGGUCACCUGUCUACUCUAACAUCAAAGAGGCAUCCAUGUUCCGUUUACGAUAUGUUAGUUUGGCUAUCUGGACUUACGCACAACCCUGUACGUCACGUUAAGCUAGACGCAGCUAUCACGCAUAUUUUGGAAGAGCUGUAUAAAAGGGGCAAGGAAGAUGUAGAUGAAGUGGUCGACGGGUUAGAAAUAGAACCAGUAGUUGGCGACAAUUUUAAGAUAUCAUUGGUGAAUAACCAAACGGUACCCUUGGAAGCUUACCCACGUAACGUAUCAUAUGAAGAUAUGCGAACAGCGGUAACUGACAUAUGUGCAAACGCGUACGAUGUUUUAACCACAAUAGCCGGAACAGGAGACGAGUUCACCACCUACGCGUCUGACUUGUCGAAUAAUUCCAUGAAAUUCCACUACCCCCAAAGCGGCGAAGAUUGCUUCGACAUGUUGCUCGACAUAUUACGCCGCUUGUUCCCGCCGCUAAAAUUCCUGCUCGGCCAGUGUAGCUAUGCCGCAUACAACUUUGGUUGGCGCGAUUGUAUGUACGGCAAAGAUAUUGCUUCAGGCAAAUCGCAGUGUAUCGACCACUCAGAAGACAAAGCAGCGUGCCAACCAAACGGCAAACCAAAUGACCAACCAAAGUGCCAAGUAAACAGCCAAGCAAAUUGCCGACCAACUUCCCCGUUAAUGUCCUAUCUUAACGAUUGCUUACCGGGGCAUCUACCUCACCAACUUAGCAAAAUUGGUUGCAGGUACGAGUGCCUCAAUUGCCCUUCAACAUCCAAGAAAGGUAUGCCCUGUCUUACGCCGCUUGGAUUCAGGGGAUUCUCCGGUUCCACUAAGACGGGUGGAGACAUAUGUCACAUCAUAAGGAAAUUCUUUGCUAAUACCCAUCUCAAUGGUUUGCUGUGCCUAAUUCCGAAACCGCCGUCCACCUUACCGGAGCAUUUCAGUUUCGUCCAGUCGCUUGCUAACAGCUGUGGGUCAAGUAAACGCAUGAACCUGAGUGAUAUGCGAUCCGCAUUUGAGGCAUCUGUUAACAACCUCUCCAUUCAACUGCAAACUGAUAGCACUGUCUUUACUAAAGCACUGGUUGACGCCUACGGUUCUAAGUCUGCAACUCACACCGACUGCGAACAUCCUCAUCUUACGACCCUAACAACCACCGACACAUGUAAAGGCAAAAAGAAAAAUGUUAACUGCGCUCCCUAUAUAUAUCCCUUAGCCGAAGAUGCAUAUUGUUACUUCGCCAUGAAACACUGUGACACAUACGUGUCCUGGGCGGUGUACCUUCCAUGGACGUUCUGGGAGUAUCUCAAGAAUCUAUGUGACGACUUUUGCAAUAUCUUCUGCGCAGACUGGGGCUGUCGUAGUUGCCUUAACAGCAGCAAGUGCAAACGCGGCGAACAUGGAAAGAGUGAUGAGCCGAAGGAAAAUGUACCAGGCCAACCGCAUUGCAAAUGCUCAUCCAUGGUAAAAUGUAAGGGUGUUUCACCAACAUUUUACAGAUAUGGCUUUGCAUUUGGUGACCCAAAUGCGCUCGAUGCCAACAAGCAAUGCCAUGAUUUCUAUAAUCAAUUAACUGCUGUCCUAAAAUCGCAGUACUUCAAGAACCUGUUCGACACGUGCGACCACUUCCUAUUCAAAAUCCGCUCCCCCUUCAUCUGGCUCAACGUCGCCCUCUGGCUCCUCUCUCUCCUAUACCUCCUCCACAUCAUGGUCAUCCGCCUAGACCUGCUCCACAUCAAAUCGCAUUUGCAUAGUCCCUCGAGUCAUCGCAUCGCUGCUCAAUCACUACUCGCCGCGGCACGUGUUAACAAACUGGGCAGGGUGUUUUAUCUACAACCAUAA
Molecule: messenger RNA, 4830 nt
Organism: Babesia bigemina
Lineage: Eukaryota; Apicomplexa; Aconoidasida; Piroplasmida; Babesiidae
Exons: 1
Coding region: 1-4830 (1609 amino acids)
Source: RefSeq, a predicted model, not a curated record